This is a messenger RNA of Xiphophorus maculatus (southern platyfish), 3456 nucleotides long. It is a transcript of the gene zfp91, whose product is annotated as E3 ubiquitin-protein ligase ZFP91-like. The record is from RefSeq and is a predicted model, not a curated record. The coding region runs from base 410 to 2701 and encodes 763 amino acids. Gene Ontology annotation, biological process: regulation of transcription by RNA polymerase II. Gene Ontology annotation, molecular function: transcription coregulator activity. The transcript is spliced from 12 exons. NCBI's taxonomy places the organism in Eukaryota, Metazoa, Chordata, Actinopteri, Cyprinodontiformes, Poeciliidae. Gene Ontology annotation, cellular component: nucleus.
CACGAGGAGAUCCGGAUGAGUGUGAGAGCCGCUGUCACUCUCGAACACAGCUUCAGUUUAUAUUUGGCUUAAAGGAGACGCAACAAAGCGCACAAAAUGGCUGUUCUCUGGGCCUUGGCGAAUAAGUAGGUUUACUAUAGCUUUAAGAACAAGAAACUAGUGUCUGCUUCUUUAAAAUUAUAUCGGUUUAUAGCUGAAUAGAUAAUUAAGAAAAGUUUUAAGUUUCUAAUGAAUUAAUGUGUGCAUUUAAUUUGCGACGAAUCCAGCAGAAAAUGCAUCCUUGUUGGAUAAGGGCCGCUUGCAGUCAAAACGGCUUUAAAGCAGAUGUGCUUAGUUAUUCCUCACUUUGCUCGUGAACCUGCUUGACUAUAAGAGGAAUUAAGAGGUAGGACAUAUACCCUUCACGGUGAUGGAACCAGUCGACAACAGAGUCGGGGAUGUAAAUAAAGACGAGGAACCGAAGGAGGACAAGGCCGCGGAGCAGACCCCGGCCACCAGUACGAUCGGUACGCAGCGGAGGGCACUCAGAGAGCGGGGAGCGGGCCGACCUAGGUCCGGCGUCCCCUCUUCUGCCACGGAGGUUAACGGAGCUGCGCCGAGCGCGCAGACCUCCGGACGGGUUCUAAGGGACAGGUCAACCAGGGCAGUACCGGCCUGGCUGAAGGACUUGAAAAGCGACGAGGAGGAGGACGAACCGAGCCCGGACAGCAGUGUGACCAAGCGGCGGAAAGUUUCGAGCUCCAAGAGGAGGAAAGGGCUAGAUUCAGCGGGUCAGGUGGAAGCUGGAGAGGGGCUCAUAGGAGACAGCCUUCAAGGCACAGAUUCAGAAGACCCAAAGAAACCUGCCUCAGAUGUUCAAGCUCUUCUUCCCAAACGGCCCCCAGCCCAGAAUGAUGCCAAGCCCCCGGCUGGCAGGGCGGCCCGGAGCGUUGCCAAGCCUGUGUGCAAGACCGAACCUGAAAUGGAGACUCCAGCUGUGGAAGAAGAGCGUACCGAUAGAGAAAAGUGUGACAAUGAAAAGAAAGAAGAGGACAGCGAGGAGGUCGCAGAGCAAGUCCCGGAUGACGACGAGCUUCCUUAUCAGGAUGAUUCGAAUGAUUUCAGCUUCCAGCCUCAGAGUCAGAGCAGUGGUGAAGAGGAGGACGGCCUCAGCAGUGAUGAAGACGUUCCCUUUAGAGACGACUUAAACGAUCAAAGCUACGACCCGAGGGCUGAAAGAUUUCUGGAUAUUACUAAACCAAAGCGCAAAGUUCCUCUGAGACACAAGGAAAAGAAAGAGAAGGAUAAAGCACCUAAAAAGGAAACAGAGUUUUCAGAGAUAAAAGUAGAGAGUGCAGAUAACUUGGAGACAGUGCAGGAGGAAGUAAAGCUGGAGGAGGAAGUAUCUGAGGAUCUCGAUGGACCCAGGAAGAGAGGCCGCAGGAAAAAAGACGACAAAACUCCACGGCUACCAAAGAGACGGAAGAAGCCACCCGUUCAGUAUGUGCGCUGUGAGAUGGAGGGAUGUGGGACGGUGUUGGCUCAUCCUCGCUACCUCCAGCAUCAUAUAAAGUACCAGCAUUUACUGAAGAAGAAGUACGUUUGUCCCCACCCGUCUUGUGGGAGACUUUUCCGCCUUCAGAAGCAGCUGCUGCGCCAUGCAAAGCACCAUACAGACCAGAGAGAUUACAUCUGCGAGUUCUGUGCCCGCGCCUUCAAGAGCUCCCACAAUCUGGCUGUUCACCGCAUGAUACACACUGGAGAGAAGCCUCUACAAUGUGAGAUUUGUGGCUUCACUUGCCGCCAGAAGGCGUCGCUCAACUGGCACAUGAAGAAGCACGACGCAGACGCCACCUACCAGUUCUCCUGCUCCAUUUGUGGUAAGAAGUUUGAGAAGAAGGACUGUGUGGUCGCCCACAAGGCCAAGAGCCAUCCGGAGGUGCUAAUCGCCGAGGCGCUAGCGGCCAAUGCCGGCGCCUUCAUCACCACCCCUGCCUCUCUGCUGGAGCUGCCAGGAAACCCCAUACAAGCGGAUGUGGCGGGCAUGGACGGGAACCACGUCGGGCAGGACGGCCACACGGAUCAGCUGGGUCAGGACGGGCAGCACGUGACGCAGCAAGUAAGCCCCCAGGUGGUUUUACUGGGGCAAGACCCGAGCCUCCACACUAUGCAGGUUCCCGUGACGAUCGCCCUCACCCCCAUCGAUCCCCCCUCUCCGGCUGACAACCAUCAGCAAGCGCACCUGCAGCUCCAGAUGCCCGUCCAGUUCGUGCAGCAGCCUCAGAUCCAGCAGCUGACCCUCCACUCUGGCUCCAUGGUGACCCAGCAUCAGCCCCAGCUCCAGCCCAUGCCACCCUACGCCCCCCACCAGCAGAGCCAGGCUCAGAUCCUGCAGAUGACCUUCCAGCCUGUCAGCCAAUCGCAGACCCACGUUCAGCAGAUCCCCAUCUUGGCCGCCUCGCCGCAGCUUCAGACCAUGAACACGGCGGCUCCGAGCCCGCCGCUGCUCUCUACCUCCCAGCCUCAGACCCAGGAUCCCUCGUCGGCCAAUAGGAACGCCUUCAUUCUGGACAAUCCGGUGCUGUCUUCCUCCUCUCCGCAGUGCGGCUCGCUACAGCAGACGGAGGCGGUCGGGGAGAGCGGCGUGGUGUGGGAGCAGACGGGACAGGGGGACGUUCAGCCUGAAGACGACGAGAUACAUGUGCAGCAGGUCAUUAUAUAAGAAAAAACAAAACACGAGGACUUGUGCAUGUGAAGAAGUACCUGCAGUACGGUUUGAGAUAAAUGUAGGAUCACACAAAUAUAACUUGUACUGUUCACUAAUCGUCAAACUUGGUAGCUUUUUAGAGUUUCCGUAUCAGGGAAAGAAGUGUUUGUGAAUGUUUGUUGCCUUUGUACAUAACAGUCUUGUAACUAGCUGUUUGAGUUUGUGUAUUGCUGAGAUUAGGUUCCAGUUAUGCAAUAAUACACCCCACAACCUCCUUCCCGUAAAAUAUUUGCCAUGAAUGCAGAAAGCUGGAAUACAUAAAUUUAAUUUAUGAAACCUAAACAUGGGCAGCAUAUUUUAUUUUUAGCCUUUGUUAUAUAUAGAAGGUUAAGAAACGUGUAUGGUCACAAAGACAUACAUGACACGUUUAAGACUGAAACUGAAGUUUCAACACCUUGAAAGUAUGAACCGUCUAGUCUGAGACAUUUGUUAAGAUGUUUGUUUACCUUGCAGGAACAAUAACUAGUUCAAACCUCACUAAUGUCCUUCCUGUUUUAAGGAGCCAAAAGAUGACCACUGACACUGCGAAUCACUUAUAUGAAGAUAUUAAAAACAGUCACAGAUUUGUCAAUAUCCUCUCAAGUGUAACAUUGUUUGAAAAGAGAAGUUAUGUAGAACAUAAUAAUCUCACACAAUAGAUUUGUUCUAUCUAGCACAAAAACACAAUAAAAGAUCCAUUUAUAAAACUUAAUAAACGUCUUAACAUUUAA